GCACUGAGAACGCUACAAGAAAUGAAAGGCUACACCUUCGGUAGCAGCCAAAAAAAAGUUUAGUAAAUUCCAAUGCUCAUCUUGUCUCAUAUGCUCUUCGUUACGAGCAGAUUGUACACAUAUUUCUUGUAAUAGUUCAAGUUCACUGUUAGUAGAUAUUGUCCCUUUUAGUCCGCUACAUAUCGACGAAGACAAAAGCUAUUAACAAUGGACUUAGACUGUUACAUUUCUUGUCCGUUGCUGCUUUUCCAAACACCAAAAGCAAUAGUUUAGAAUCUCUUUAAAACCUUUUUCAAUAUAAACAAAAUAUAAACAAACUGACUUCAAGUUAAACAACAAAGUUCUCAAGGAAAGAAAACAAAUCAAACAUUUGAACUUCCCAGAACACUCAAAUCUCAUCGAUAAGUACAACUGCAAAUGGACAGGUUUAGCAUUCUUAGUACCUCUUCCGAUCAAGCUGGAUUGGAAACAAUGUCAAACAACCAACCUUGUUUCAUAGCUCGAAUAUCCCUUUUUCAAUAGAAAAAAAAUGGUGAUCCAUUCCCUUGUUUAUAUCUUUUAUAUCAAUAUAAAAAUGCUGAUUGAAUAGCUGUAAUAUGAACUCAAAACAAACUUAGUUUCGAUCUUAUCGACAUCCUUUAAUACAAACCUGUUGCCACUGAACAUUUGCUCUAAGUUGAACUUUUGUUUAAGCAUGGAGUUUUCUUUGUUCUUCAUUGCAGCCAUUCUGUUCUUUGGUUCUGUUGUAGCUCAAGUUGAUACUCUUCUUGGCUUUAAUGGAGAUGAGAGAGAUGCUCUUUAUGCAUUGAAGGCAACUUUCAAUGACUCUUUCCUUAACAGAAACUGGAGUGGAACUCACUGCCACAACAAUCAGCCUCCGCUUUGGUAUGGCCUUCGAUGUGUCGAUGGCCGAGUAACGAUGCUGUCGUUGGAUAGCUUGGGAUUGGUGGGGAAUAUGAACGUCGAUGCUUUAAGGAAGUUCACUGAAUUGUCUACAUUAAGCUUGAAGAACAAUUCCUUAUCAGGGAAUGUAUUCAAUUUCUCUUCCAACAAGAAGCUGAAGGCUAUAGAUCUAUCAUUCAACGUGUUUGAUGGGUGGAUUCCAAAUUCCCUUGUGAGCCUAAAUUCAUUGCAGUCAUUGCAGCUUCAGAACAACAGACUUAUAGGUUCCAUAUCUGAACUCAACCAGUCUUCCUUAUCAGUAUUCAAUGUCUCAAACAACAAUCUCAAUGGUUCUAUUCCAAAAACAAAGGCUCUUCAGUCGUUCGGCUCGAGCUCCUAUAGCGGUAAUCCAGGACUCUGCGGUCGACCCUCUGAUGUUGUCUGCAACUCAAUCAUAAAAGAGUCAGAUAAGAUAGCAGCAGCACCUCCUGAUACUAGUAAAGCCACUGAAGCGAAUUCUUUUUCUAAGCAUCUUGUCACUUUGUUGCUAAUUCUUGUUAUUGUACUCUUUUUUGUUGCUACUCUAUUGCUGCUGCUUCUCUACUUCAAGAAACAUCGAGAGCUAAAAGAGCUUAUGAAGCAAAUAGGAUUGAAUGAAACAAAAGAGAAGAGAAAUGAAAACUUGACAGACAUCUCAGUUCAGAACCAAGGACCUGCAGCAGAUGAAGGAGGAAAGCUCAUCUUCAUGGAGGAGAGUGAAAAUUUCCUCCUUGAAGAUCUUCUUAAAGCUUCUGCUGAGGGACUUGGUAAGGGGAUAUUUGGGAAUAGUUAUAAGGCUAUGCUUGAAGGCAGGUCGCCUAUCGUCGUGAAAAGGCUUAGAGAUCUGAAACCGUUGAGCGUCGAUGAAUUCAUGAAGCAAGUACAAGUUAUUGCCAAGCAAAGGCAUCCAAAUCUGCUUCCACUUGUUGCCUAUUUCUACACCAAAGAAGAGAAGCUUUUGCUCUACAAGUAUGCAGAAAAGGGGAACUUGUUUGAUAGAAUCCAUGGAGGCAGAGGUGUGGGCAGAGUUCCAUUCAGGUGGCGUUCAAGAUUGGUUGUUGCUCAAGGAGUGGCAAGGGCUUUGGAAUAUCUCCAUCUAAAUACCAAGCCAAAUAGCAUUAUCCCACAUGGAAACUUGAAAUCUGUAAAUGUCUUACUUGGUGAGAAUGAUGAGGUUCUUGUUUCAGAUUAUGGUUUUGCUUCUCUUGUAGCCCUUCCCAUUGCAGCUCAACGCCUAGCCUCAUAUACAUCACCUGAAUAUCAACAAAUAAAGAGAGUGUCAAGAAAGUCAGAUGUUUGGAGCUUUGGCUGCCUUCUUAUUGAACUUUUGUCAGGAAAAAUCUCAUCUCACUCAGCACCAGAGGGUUCCCACGGCAUUGAUUUAUGCGCUUGGGUGAACCGAGCAGUAAGAGAAGAAUGGACCGCAGAGAUAUUCGACUCUGAAAUAGCUUCACAAAGAUCUGCUAUUCCAGGAAUGUUGAAUAUGUUACAGAUUGCAAUACGUUGUUGCAAUACUUCACCUGAUAAACGACCAGAGAUGACUGAAGUUGUGAGAGAGGUUGAAAGUAUCAGGCUAACAGAAAAUGGAGAAGAGUAUAGCUCAUCCUUUGAUCAAUCAUUAACAGAUGAUUCAAUGUCAGGCAUUGCAUUGGAUGAGAGAUGAAAGAUGCACCAUUUCAAGCCAAAUUAUGAAUAAUACUUUACUAUUAUUCAGACUUUUCUUAUGGCAUUGAAAUCCAUUGAUCUCAUUUGAUAGGUAGAGUAGAUAAGGAUACAAGGUUCUUACCAGAAUCUUCACUCACAGAAGAAGAACACAAACCAAUUGAAAUGAAUCAUAAUAAUUAAAAUCUGUAUCAUAUGGUACUUUACAAUUGUCAGAAUGGGUUGUGGGGUCAACAUAAAUUUCUUCUAUCUUAUACUAAACUUGCU
Messenger RNA from Cucurbita moschata (crookneck pumpkin), 2850 nucleotides. RefSeq names its product probable inactive receptor kinase At2g26730. Gene Ontology annotation, biological process: protein phosphorylation. Lineage: Eukaryota; Viridiplantae; Streptophyta; Magnoliopsida; Cucurbitales; Cucurbitaceae. The record is from RefSeq and is a predicted model, not a curated record. The coding region runs from base 695 to 2584 and encodes 629 amino acids. Gene Ontology annotation, molecular function: ATP binding; protein kinase activity. The transcript has 2 exons.